CAUGGUCUUGGUAGAGGUCGCUGGUACUCGAGCACUCUGCGUCUGCGGUACUGCCCGCGCUCCUGAUGCGGUCGGUCCGUCGAUGCGCCGCGCUGUGAUGAGUAACACAUUAAACUCCAUCAUGCUGAUUCUUAGAACCGGAUUGGAUUCAGCGCAAAAUGUUGGGUGCUAUUAUUAUACCUAGAUCUUUCUCCUGAGCGGCUUAUUUGAGAAAAAACCCACCGAUAUGGUGACGAAUGUAAACGCUGUGGUGGACGCUGUCAGUCAACUGGAAACGUUCCCCAUGACAAUGGGUCAACUGCAGGAAACUCGGAUUGGCCAGCUCCUACAGACCAUCCGGCACAAGGUGGAUGCUCCACUGCAGAAACGCAUUCGUUCUGUUAUUCGGGCUUGGCAGAAACUACUAUCACCUGAGUUCGCCUCAUUGUCUGUGAUCCCAAUCAAAUGCAGCACUAUGGUCACAUCCGCUGCCCCUGCUGUUUCCUCCUCAACUGCCUCUGAGCAUCGGAAAUCGAAUGGGGCCUCUUUGACCUUUAUCGCGAGAGACAAUGUGGCUCGCACAUCGCAAAGCCCGCUCACUUCUGUGCCAUCUACCGCUUUCCCAGUUCGCCAAACCGACGGUGCAGCUGCCAUACCUCCGAAUUCUGCAUCACGGCCGUUGAAACGUACUCACUCAUCCAUAACCCUCGGAACAUCUGGGCCAGUGACUUCCGCACAGAUGCCUAACACUCCGCCAUGUGCCACCACACCCAACAAACGGUUCAAGGCGCACGACAAUUCCUACCCCUAUUCCUUGUCCCCCGUGACCACCAUAUCCACUGCCAAGCCCCCAACAACAGUUCAUCCAGAGUCCCUAGUGAACGGUACACAACGUCCGACUCCAAGCACACGCACAUCCCAAUUAUCCAAACAAAACACACUUUUUCCCACCAAAUCAACUACUUCCAUCAUUCCAGCUCGACAUAUUGGGGAAAAGCCAUCGACGCCUUCGGAAUCUGCCAAAGUGGACGCUAAUCGCAAUGCAGUCCGGCUGGCCAAAGUCAAAUCUACCGCCGAGUUGGUUCAAGCUGCUGGCGAUUGCAUUGAUUCAGCGACUGCCGAUCGCAUUCUGACCAAUCGAAUUAGCAAAGAGGCGGAUCCACCCAGACCUUCGGUCAUUCCACUUCUCAUGAAAUCAAAGCAGUCACGCCCAACAUCAUCCAGUGCUGGUGUCCAUCGCGUGGGCCCUUCACCGCGCACACGUGGUCCGACGCAGGCUCCAUCUCCAGCUCCAUCCAAACCUGCUACGACUGCGCAGCCAAUGGCCAGGUCGGAAUCACCACUCACAUCCCACCACCACCACCAGACCUCCGAAUUGGCGACAUGUACCAAAAAUCGUACCACCUUCGGUGAGCCCAGCGCGCCCGUAUCCGUGGAGAGCAAGGGCGAGUUAAAUCUAGUCCAAAAAGCUGAGGCCGAACGAACCACUGUGGCUGUCGAUUCGGACAACCAACAAGUCAAGGAAGGUCAUCGAAAGAAAGAAAAGCACAGACAUCGACAUAAACAUCGUCAUCGAACAGAAUCCGAUGAGAAGACACAUCACCACUCACCCGUUGUACAUAUCCCCCCGAUUACAAACCAUUUGGACGACUGGCCCCGUCUUCCACCACUGCCGAGUCACAUUGAUUGGUCCAGUUUAGAUUACACCCCCUUGGGAACCCGCAGUUCCGGCGGAGCGACUUUCUCCGAAUCCGAUAUCACACGUCUUCUAGUGGACAAUUGGCCUGGUGUCAAUUGUACUGUGGAUGAGGAUGGCAACUCAUAUCCGCUCACUGAAUUGUACUCACUCACACUUGGAGAUCAGUACCUUCACAUUCUGCCUUGGAUUGAUGUGUUCGGUGCAAGACGGCAUUUUUUUCCUGUCUCGGAUUUGGACACUUUGACCGAGUUGCCUGAGCCUUGGUAGUCUGUGUAACUGUCCACUACACGUUGUCAUCCUCUGACGACAGACUCUUGGACCAACCGUGGGUGUUUUCCGCACCUAUUCCCGUUCUGACUGUAUGUCUGUGAACUCGCCAUCAGACCACGUGAUCUUUGACUUUGGUGCUCCUUCAGAUAUUUGAGUCGAGUCAUGACGAUGAUGAUGAUGACUGCCUUGUGUGUAUGUUCUGUGACCCGACCUCAUCCUUCUUCCUUCCGCUCGAAAUGGCAUUUACGCAACCUCCCUCGCCCCAGUGGCUGUGCGCUUUUACUUGUGCUACUGUGACUUGCGCAAUCGGCACUACCACAACUCACCUAGUCGCCUACCGGUUUCCUUCAUGAGCUUGAUUCCGUUUCUUUUCUGCCUGUUUGUCUAACUUUCACUUCUUUUUCCUUUUUCGACUCAUCGAGAUUGUCCUGCGUGUGCGUGCAUGCACGCGCGUGGAUAGGUGAGCACUUUCGUGCUCACCGUUUGCCAGCACUGACUCAGUGUACUUGUCAGCCAAAUUCCCAUGAUGGUUUUCGACUCUUGCUCACUCUCCUCGUCUUUGUCGCACGUGUGUCGCUUGCUUUCACUCUUUCUUCCCUCCGCGUGUGUGUAUAUUUUUGUACAUAUCUCCCUCCCCUGCCCUCAUGACACCUAUCUUUAGUCCUUCUAUUGCAUACUCUCUACUACAGAGUUAAAUUUCUACAGAAAUAUACAUGCAAAUUGCGUUUAAUGACCUC
This is a messenger RNA of Dicrocoelium dendriticum, 2685 nucleotides long. NCBI's taxonomy places the organism in Eukaryota, Metazoa, Platyhelminthes, Trematoda, Plagiorchiida, Dicrocoeliidae. The record is from the annotation of a GenBank genome assembly.